Messenger RNA from Pochonia chlamydosporia 170, 570 nucleotides. RefSeq lists its product as hypothetical. The record is from RefSeq and is a predicted model, not a curated record. The transcript is spliced from 2 exons. Bases 1 to 570 code for a protein of 189 amino acids. NCBI's taxonomy places the organism in Eukaryota, Fungi, Ascomycota, Sordariomycetes, Hypocreales, Clavicipitaceae.
AUGACAGAUGCUGCAUGUGCGCACUCGACGCGGCCAAACUUCCACAGCUCAACCUGCAACCCCACCAUUGAUUGGCCUUUGACCUUGGCCAUCAGCCAUAUCGCUCACUCACUCUCUCACUCCCGACCGGCAGACAAACCACUUGAUCGACACCAGGCAACGAACCAGACCACAUGCACACAUAAUCUCAGCGACGAGAAAACAUCUCUAUUUACGCCUUCAAACGCCGCACUCGUCCCCUUCGGUCCAACGCCAUAUCAGAUCCCUGGCUUUCACCUCUCACACAUCACCAACCAUUCCUGUAGGUCACCUCAUUUGACCCCUCGACGUCGUUGCACAACUUCACGCACCCCAAUCCAACCAUUCCAAACCCUCACCCAGCCGACUUUGACUUCACCCUCACCCUCACCAUCACCAACCCGUCCGCAAAUCUCUACACAGCCCGCGCCAACGUCGCCUCUUCUCUCGUCACGCUCUGCAACCACCCGUCCUGUUGUCUCUUUCCCCUGCAUUCUAUUUUUGAACGCGCAGACACCUCAUCAUCUCUCAUCCACAGUCAACGGGCAAUGA